AUGUCAGACGUAGAACAAGAACCGCCUACCAAAAGUGAAGUCUCAACUGCUCGGGAGCCUCGAGUAGUUGAAAAAUCAAGGAAAAGAAAACACGAGGGUAAUACGCAUUCUGUACCCGUUGAUAGACCUCGAAGAACCGUGCACCCUGUUGUUCUCUAUUCUCAAGUCUCGGAAGCAAAGUCACGUACUAGAAAGCCCGUCGAGGUUGUACAAGGUGAAGGCGUUCCCCUUGGUCAAAUCUCAUCGAUAGUUCGAGCCAUUGACAGGCUUAAAACGACUGAUGAUAUGAUUAAAGGUUUACAUAAGUUGCUCUACGGAAGGGUCGGAACGAAACACGAUGUCAAGUCCCAUAUCCGCGCGUUUUCUGGCUUUGUCGUAGGAACGCCAGUUGAUGAAUUGGUUUUUAAAGAGAAGCUUGAGAAAUGGAAAAUAUCCGGAUUGAAAGACUUGUGUUCAUUGUUCAGUCUUAAAUCGUCGGGUGAUAAGGCCUCCAUUGUCGAACGACUUUUCGAGUUUUUGAAAAAGCCUUACGACACUUCAAACCCUAAGGAUCGAAAAUCAAGAGGCAAAAAGACCACCGCUUCUAAAACUUCCAAGAAAUCCACAAUAGCAAGAAAAAAAUCUCCUCGGGAUAUAUUCUUUGCCAAAAAUAGAGAAGUUUUUAAAGCAAAGGAGGGAAAUGAGUCAGCAUCCAGACAAGAGAUCGAAAAGCAGAUGUCUGAAGCCUGGAACGAUUUGUCAGGAAAAGAAAGGAAACAAUACGUUUCUCUAGCCGAAAAUGCCAAUAAGUCGGCCACUUCAAAAAAAAAAGCGACAAAGAGAGAAAUCAAGUCACCCGAGAUCGUAGAAAGUGAUGAAGAAAUGGACGAUAAUGAGAAGUCCGAUGAGGAAAAGUCAGACGCCGAUGAAAUAUUAGAGGAUAAGGAUAAAGGUUUAUUAAGCUCAUCCUCGGAAGAAUAG
Molecule: messenger RNA, 960 nt
Organism: Acaulospora colombiana
Lineage: Eukaryota; Fungi; Glomeromycota; Glomeromycetes; Diversisporales; Acaulosporaceae
Source: the annotation of a GenBank genome assembly